This is a messenger RNA of Trichechus manatus latirostris (Florida manatee), 1006 nucleotides long. RefSeq names its product guanylate kinase 1 (gene GUK1). Gene Ontology annotation, biological process: purine nucleotide metabolic process. The record is from RefSeq and is a predicted model, not a curated record. Lineage: Eukaryota; Metazoa; Chordata; Mammalia; Sirenia; Trichechidae. The transcript has 8 exons. Gene Ontology annotation, cellular component: cytosol. Gene Ontology annotation, molecular function: GMP kinase activity. The coding region runs from base 47 to 706 and encodes 219 amino acids.
GGGAGGGCCGGCGCGUGUCAGACGUCCUGGGCAUCGGCGACUUCUCAUGCUGCGGCGCCCGCUGGCCGGGCUGGCGGCGGCCGCCCUGGGCCGGGCCCCCUCGGACGGGAUGUCAGGACCAAGACCUGUUGUGUUGAGCGGCCCAUCAGGGGCUGGGAAAAGCACCCUGCUAAAGAAGCUCCUGCAAGAGUACGGCAGUGUCUUCGGCUUCAGCGUGUCCCAUACCACAAGGGACCCGCGGCCAGGAGAGGAGAACGGCAGAGAUUACCACUUCGUCACCAGGGAGGCCAUGCAGAGAGACAUUGCCGCAGGCGACUUCAUUGAGCAUGCCGAGUUCUCAGGCAACCUGUAUGGGACAAGCAAAGCGGCCGUUCGGGCUGUGCAGGCCAUGAACCGCAUCUGCGUGCUGGACGUGGACCUGCAGGGCGUGCGCAACAUCAAGAAGACGGACCUGCGGCCCCUCUACAUCUGCGUGCAGGCGCCCUCCCUGGAGGUCCUGGAGCAGCGGCUGCGAGCCCGGAACACAGAGACAGAGGAGAGCCUUGCUAAGCGGCUCGCCGCCGCCAAGGCCGACAUGGAGAGCAGCAAGGAGCCGGGCCUGUUUGACCUGGUCAUCGUCAAUGAGAACCUGGACAAGGCUUACUCGACUCUGAAAGAGGCCCUCUUUGAGGAAAUCAAGAAAGCUCAAGGCACCAGCCGCACCUGACGGAUGCCCCAGCCUGCUUUCAUUCCGUGGGAUGCAUUCCAGGCCUUGCCCCCAUUCUGGGGUGCCCCCGCCUGGGUCUGCAGCCCAGCUCCCGGCAGCUCCGGCCAGUCUCGGCCUGGGCACUGCCACGAGUCUCAGGCCCAGACGGCCCGGGAGGCUCCCACACCACCCUCCUGGCCUGGCUCAGAGCCCGCCCGCAGGUGCACGGCACUCCACAGUGACCGCCGGCUGUGACUCUGAUCGGCUGCCCGCUCGGCUCGUCCUGCCCAGUCAGAGCUGGGGCUGACACUGUAAUAAAAU